AGCUGUGAGCAGGGUGUUCUGUUCUUCACUUCCAGAAAGCCAGAGCUUUAUAAAUGGACACUGACAUGGACUACGAAAGACCCAACGUUGAAACCAUCAAGUGUGUGGUCGUGGGAGACAAUGCUGUGGGGAAGACGCGCUUGAUCUGUGCCAGGGCGUGCAACACGACGCUGACGCAGUAUCAGCUGCUGGCCACCCACGUGCCUACCGUGUGGGCGAUUGACCAGUACCGAGUGUGCCAGGAGGUCCUGGAGCGUUCCCGGGAUGUUGUGGAUGAAGUGAGCGUCUCUCUCAGGCUUUGGGAUACUUUCGGCGAUCAUCACAAAGACAGGCGUUUUGCAUAUGGCAGGUCUGAUGUUGUGGUCCUCUGUUUUUCUAUCGCUAAUCCCAAUUCCCUAAAUCAUGUGAAAACCAUGUGGUAUCAAGAAAUCAAGCACUUUUGCCCCCGCACACCUGUUGUUCUGGUUGGCUGCCAGCUAGACCUCCGCUAUGCUGAUCUCGAAGCUGUUAAUCGAGCCAGACGCCCUUUAGCGAGGCCCAUAAAGAGAGGGGAUAUUCUGCCCCCCGAAAAAGGCCGAGAGGUUGCGAAGGAACUCGGCAUACCGUACUAUGAGACGAGCGUCUUUGACCAAUUCGGCAUCAAGGACGUGUUUGACAAUGCAAUCCGAGCAGCGCUGAUUUCUCGCAGACACCUGCAGUUCUGGAAAUCCCACCUAAAGAAAGUUCAGAAACCUUUACUUCAGGCACCAUUCCUACCUCCAAAAGCCCCUCCACCAGUCAUCAAAGUUCCAGAAUGUCCCUCCACGGGGACGAGCGAAGCUGCCUGUUUACUGGACAAUCCUCUGUGUGCCGACGUCCUGUUUGUCCUUCAGGACCAGGAGCACAUCUUUGCACAUCGAAUUUACCUCGCUACCUCCUCUUCCAAAUUUUAUGAUCUUUUUUUAAUGGAAUGUGAAGAAACCCCAAAUGGGAGUGAAGGAGCUGGUGAGAAAGAGAAGCAGAGCAGGGAUUUCCAGGGGCGGGCAUGGAGCCUUGACCCAGACGAGGAGAGGGAGGAAGGCACCCCAAGGACCCCUCAGACCAAUCAGUGGAAAUCCUCGAGCCAAAACCUGUCCCAACAGGAGGGUCCGGGGAUGGAAGCCGAGAGCUCGAUUCCAGAGACGCAGACUUUGUCAGGCUGGAGCAAGGGGUUCGUUGGCAUGCACAAGGAGAUGCAAGUCAAUCCCGUUUCAAAGCGGGUGGGCCCCAUCACCGUGGUCAGGAUGGACUCCUCCGUCCAGCCAGGCCCUUUCCGGACCCUGCUCCAGUUUCUGUACACGGGACAACUGGAUGAAAAGGAAAAGGACUUGGUGGGCCUGGCUCAGAUUGCAGAGGUUCUGGAGAUGUUUGAUUUGAGGAUGAUGGUGGAAAACAUCAUGAACAAGGAAGCCUUCAUGAACCAGGAGAUUACAAAAGCUUUUCAUGUCAGGAAGGCCAAUCGGAUAAAAGAGUGUCUCAGCAAAGGGACAUUCUCAGAUGUGACGUUUAGGUUGGAUGAUGGAGCCAUCAGCGCCCACAAACCGUUGCUGAUCUGUAGCUGCAGGUGGAUGGCCGCCAUGUUUGGGGGCUCGUUUGUGGAAAGCGCCAACAGUGAGGUAUAUCUCCCGAACAUAAACAAGAUGUCAAUGCAAGCGGUAUUGGAUUAUCUUUAUACCAAGCAGUUGUCACCUAAUUUGGACCUGGACCCACUGGAAUUAAUUGCCUUGGCAAACAGAUUUUGCCUGCCACACUUGGUUGCACUUGCAGAGCAGUAUGCUGUCCAGGAGCUGACCAAGGCCGCGAUGAGUGGUGUGGGCAUUGACGGGGAAGUGCUCUCGUAUUUGGAAUUGGCCCAGUUCCACAACGCCCACCAGUUGGCCGCCUGGUGUUUGCACCACAUCUGCACCAACUACAACAGCGUGUGUUCCAAGUUCCGCAAGGAGAUCAAAUCGAAAUCCGCAGACAACCAGGAAUACUUUGAGCGGCACCGCUGGCCCCCUGUGUGGUAUCUGAAGGAAGAAGACCACUACCAGCGCGUGAAAAGGGAACGCGAGAAGGAAGAUAUUGCACUAAAUAAACAUCACUCAAGACGAAAGUGGUGCUUCUGGAAUUCGUCUCCAGCAGUUGCCUGAGGGGGAAGAGACAAAAAUCAGUCAUCUGACACACCACUUUUAAAAGCACUACUGUAAAAUUAGUCUUAUUAUUAGAGAUAAGUCGUAGUUCAGGUUUCAGGCACUGAUCUUCCUCCACUGUUGUGCAUUUAUCUUUGUCGGGAUCAAAGCACAAGCUCCCCAUCAAUGAGCCUGGACAAAAAAGGGAAGUUGAUGCUCACUGCAUUCCUUAAACUUAUAUGUAUAUUUUUUGUUAGAAGGCUUAAUAAACUUUAGUCCGUUACUUUGUUUCUUUUUAUACCAAGGAAAAAAAAAUCCAGCUUUCAUGUUUCAAAGUCCCAAAUUAGAAAAUAUUU
Neomonachus schauinslandi (Hawaiian monk seal) is the source of this 2485-nucleotide messenger RNA. It is a transcript of the gene RHOBTB1, whose product is annotated as Rho related BTB domain containing 1. Gene Ontology annotation, biological process: small GTPase-mediated signal transduction. The record is from RefSeq and is a predicted model, not a curated record. Gene Ontology annotation, molecular function: GTP binding; GTPase activity; protein binding. NCBI's taxonomy places the organism in Eukaryota, Metazoa, Chordata, Mammalia, Carnivora, Phocidae.